ACAAGUUAUAAGUUGUAAGAUAUUGAUCAAUCACAGGCAAACUACAGAAAAAUUUAUCGAUUGUGAUUGAUCAAUUUCGUAAUUUUUCUAUAAUUUGUCUGUGAGUGGUCAAUUUCUUAUGGCUUAAAGCUUACUACAUCUAUUGUAGAUCCGGGCUUAUUAGUUUCUGCUCAUGUCGUAUCAAUUAUGCUCAUGUCGUUUUGAUUUGCUCGUGUUAUUCUCUUUAUGUUUUUUAAACUAUUUUUGUAACUUAAUAUUCUAAAAAAGUUUGCAAGAAGUAACAUCGUUUCCUUGCAAACCAUACACUCCUUUGCCUACAAAAUGGCUACUAGUUUGAAAGUCAUAUCUGGAAAAAAAAGGAUCGCUUCUUUACGUUCAUGAUGAUUAUAUUUAUACCAAGGAUAAUCGUAAUGACUAUAUUUUUCGAUGCAAUACACGCCGGACAACCAAAUGUCGAGGUGCAAUAAGCAUUAGAGAUGAUAAUGUAGAAAUUUUAGAAACGCAUAAUCAUGCAAAAUCACCAUUCAUCGUAUUGCAACAUCAAAUGAAAGAAGAAAUGUUGAAACUCUCUCGCGAGACUUGUCAGGAUCUAAAGGAAAUAUUUGAUUCAGUAUGUAGAAGUAAUCCAAGUGUUGGGCAAUAUUUGAGUUUUCCAUCUAUAAAAUGUUCUAUGCAUCGUGAACGCGUUAAAGUCAGACCAGUUGUACCCGAGACAUUGGCAUCAUUACGUGAUAUUAUCGAAAAUUCUGAUGUAAUAAAAAAUAUCUAUCAAGGGAGUGUAACUUCAAGUAAUGGCAAAGUUCUUCCUCGCACACCACACAUUGCACAACUUUAUUCAGUACAUAUACGAUAUAUGGAUACGGGCAUUGCAACUUUAUUUAUAUUGUGAUGCACGUACAACAACUUUUUAUGAUGCUUUAUGGCACAAAAUUAAGCAGCUGGUACCGCAGCUUGAACAAAAUAUUGAAUUUAUAAUAAGUGAUUAUGAAAUGGCUACAAUUAAGUCACUGAGUAAUAAGUUUCCCAAAGCGAAAUUAAGUGGAUGUUGGUUUUAUUUUAAUCAGGCUGUAUUGCGUAAAUGGCAAAAAUUAGAGCUUUCUCCACAAACUAUACUUUUAAUGACAAUAACAUUGCCUUUGCUACCAGCAGAUAUGUUUCACGAAGCCUUGCUUAUUAUACAAGCUGAAGCUGACUUACUUUCUCGUGAGCAUCCAAAUGUCUUACAAUUUAUGUCUUAUUUGAGACUUACCUGGUUACAUAUGGCGUCAAAAAUUAGCACUUAUGGCUGUCCCAUCCGCACUAACAAUAUAGUGGAAAGUUUUCACAACAUUGCAACGCAGAAAUUAGGCACAAGGAACAUAAAUAUUCGGACAUUUUUAGAAAAAUUUAAAAAUUUAAUUGCUGAUCAAGAAUUGGAUCUUCGACGCUUGAAAAACGAUAUUCAACCCCGGCGAACCCAUACACGGACAAAUAGAGAGCGUAAUACGAAAAAUAUAAAUGCGCAAAAAAACUUAAUUGAAAAAAGGUUGCCAUUAAAGCAAUUUUUAUUGAUGUUUAACAGAAGGAAUGAUAUUUUUCAAAUUGAACAAUUGGCAUCAUUUGAUGCGUUGUCAUGUGACGAACAAGUUGCAGACAGGACAUUCUUUGCGGAUGACUUUAACGUAUCUAUCCAAACAGAGAAGAUUAACAUUAGAAGACGCAGAUCUCAAUGCAGAAAUAGGAUUAUAUUAUCUAAUUCAAGAGAAAAAGACAAUAACUUAGAAGCAAACACAGAAAAGGACACAGAAUCUGAAUGCAAUGAUAGCAGAGUGACAGCAUCUACACAGGAAACGAUUUCGGCAGAACAAAACGAAACAUUAGAAACAUUAUCCAAUAUAAUUAUUUUCGAGAAUGUUCUCAGCAAUUCACAAGAUGAUGAAUCAAUAUACGAGGUGCUGGAUGAUGAUUAUGGAUAUUAGUAUUUGGAUAACAGUAAUGUUUCUGAAGAACAUCCAUUCCAUAUUGUAAAUUGGGAUCUUCAAAACUGUCAGAAUAUGUGAAGAGAGAAGUCUUCCGAAGAUAUUUGCACGCUGUAUUUUACCAAUGAGCGAACACAUAUUUUUGUACCCUGUGGUCAUUCUGCCUGUUGCACUGAAUGCAUCGGACGUUUGGAACAUAAGCGAUGUCCAGUGUGCAAUACUACUUAUGAAAAAUAUUUUAGAGUUCAAAAACCAUAAAAAGCUGUUCAAGCAAUCUUUUCUCGUUAAGACAAGCUGCAAUCUGAAAA
This is a messenger RNA of Linepithema humile (Argentine ant), 2266 nucleotides long. The record is from RefSeq and is a predicted model, not a curated record. Lineage: Eukaryota; Metazoa; Arthropoda; Insecta; Hymenoptera; Formicidae.